Molecule: messenger RNA, 3314 nt
Organism: Diabrotica balteata
Lineage: Eukaryota; Metazoa; Arthropoda; Insecta; Coleoptera; Chrysomelidae
Source: the annotation of a GenBank genome assembly
GAUUUUUUCUUGUCAUUUUUACAUAUAUUAUUUUAAUGAUUUUAUAAUUGAUUUACUUAAUUAAAUAGUAUAUUAUUUCUAAUAUGCAACACAUUUCCAAACCUGAGGAGACUGAGUUGGAUAAUUUAAGCUUUAAGAAGCGCUUGGAGAAUGUAAAGUAUAACCUGGAGAAGAGAAUACAGUUGCCAUAUACAACAGAAGCCAAAAAUAAAGAGACUGAUUCGUUAUCCUCUUCACCAAGAUUUAAUAGGUCCUAUAUUGAUUUUGAUAUUGAAAGCUUAGAAAGAAACAAAGAAAAAAUAAAAAAUGCCAGAAGACUUCAUGAAAAGUUGAGCUAUAAGUAUCCAAGUCAAGACCAACUUUUCGAUCUUCACAUCGGUGAUUCGUAUGAUGUUACUCCUGUUACCAGUUUUUCGAACAUAUUGAAUAUGAAUGCAAUGUCUGUCAGAAAUGAUACGAAUUUCACAACCGAAGUUAGAGAAUUAUACAUGCCUAAGAGAAAAUGCAGUGUUCCUACACCAGAAAUCAAAUAUAAUAAAACUAUUCGCCGAGAAGAUAAGGUCGCCUCAAAAUUUGUCACACAACCUUUACAUAAAAUACUGCCUGAGAGUGUAUUUGAAAAGAAGUUUAGAUGUUUUGUCGAGAAAAGUCUACAAAGUUUAAACGAAAUAAGGAACCUUCUAGAUAAGGGUAUUGAACCACCAGAUGGCGAUGAAGAUAUAUCCAGAAGAAAAUUAAGAGUUAGAGAGUUUUCAAAUCGAUUUUCAAGGAACUAUCUUUAUCCAAUCGUCAGGCAGAUUGACGAAUUAAGUAAAUUUAAGCAAAUCCAUCCCACUACCAAUCAAAAGGUGUUAAACGCUUAUAAUGUUAUAUAUAACGGACUAGUAGCAUAUCAGAAUCAUCUUCCGACCUCUAUAGGUGCAUGUUCUUCCGAUAAACUUAAACUACUGCUUAAACACCUUAUGGAUCUUUGUGAUAUUCAUUUUAAACUUGUACCAAAAGAAGACGAAAAUGGUUACUGCGAUAUUAUACAGAAUUUUAAACAAAAUGCUGAAGUUACUCUUCAGAAAGUCGAAGAUAGGUUCACAAAAUACAAAGAAAUUAUUUCUAUUCCACCUAGUACUCCACAAUUUCAUCCUGAGCACAAACCAAAUCGAAUUAUCAAGAGAAAUAAAAAUAAUUUAGAAGACAGACUAUAUAUGUAUUCCACAUCAUCAAAAACGGUUGAAGCGUUUGGCAAAAAGAGAUUAAAUACAAAAUCCCGUUACAAAACAUCACAAUUUAAACAUAGGCCACUAUUGGAAAAGGUACGCAAUGGAGGUCCAGUUCAUCCAGUUAGUUCAAUAUCAAAUAAUUGUAAAAUUCUAACCAAGAAAUUAACUGGUAAUAUAAAAAAAUCAACUCUUCCUUCUCCAGUAAAUGAAGACAAUAUUUCUACUAUGAUUCAAAUGGUAAAUGUUGAUGUUAGGGACGAUUUGGAUGCUGAGAAAAAGGAUGAAACAAAAACAGAAAUUGUGAAUCAUGAGGAAAUUGUGGUGAAAUUGCUCCAGUUGGUACUGGAAAUGAAGGAGAGGAAAAAAGAUGACUGCGAUGAAAACGUUCAAAGGUCAAACGAAGAGAAAGAAACCCACAUUUUAGAGAAAAUUAAAGAAGGUUGUGACUACGAAGUUCUCAAAGAAAUACUAAACGAACUACAAGAAAAUAAAAUGAAACAAUGUAAUGGAGAUUUGGAGCUUAAAAUACAAAAAAGUGCAGAUUCUUUCACUACCAAGCCGUCCAGACUCCGCAAAGAAUCGAUAUUAACUACAGAUGACAUCAAAAUUACAAAGGUACCUUCAAUAAAAAGUGGCAGCUCUGUAGAGAGUGAGGAAGAACUAAAAGAUGGGCAAACCGAAAAAAUCAUUGAAGUGGGAUCCAUUCAUUCUGGUAAUAAGUCGGACUCAGAUAAAGAAAAUAAAGAAAGAGUUAAAAAAAAUUCUAUUUCGCUAAAUAUGAAAAGGUCAUCAAAGUCUUCUAAAUACUUGAAGAUGCUACCAAAGGAUUACGCUCUUAACAUAAUUCAAUACAAAAUAGAUUUUUAUAAACAUUGCAAAACCAAUCCCAUGUAUAGUACGACAAACAUUAGACCUUGGAUAUUAAUGAACAAGCUUUCAGACAAAAUACUCAACGUAGCUCUCCUUGGUGUUGCCAAAGAAGUAGAAAUAAGUGAAGUAGUAGAAAAAAUUUAUCAAUCUGAAUUGCAAUUUUGUUAAUAUUUAAAAAUGAUAUAUAAAUAAAAACAGUAGUAUGUGGUUGACCGUUUAUUCACAUUUAGAAGCUUAAAAUAAUUAAUGCUCUUGUUUUUAAAUCAAAAGAUAUUCGAGGAUACGUAUCUGUAAGUGUUAUGGCAAAUUUGAGUCCAUCUAGAAUAAUUUUUUCCGAGCUAUUUUAAUUGCAAUUAUUUAAAAUGAAUUUAUAAUGUACUUUCACGGUUUUACCUUGACAUUAAAUUGUGCUAAAAUAAGGUGCUACAUAACAAAGCAAUAACAUUUUUUCUAAAAUCUUAACUUACAUUUUUGCCAUAACUACUACAUAUAUAAGAAAACAGUAACCUUUUAAAUUACGGAUUCACGUUUUUGUACCUUCUGCGCUACAUAUAAGAAAAUGGAAGACAAAAAAGUGUUCAGUAGUUUCCAUUUCAAUGCUUUUGUUAUUAAUAAGUUUAGUUCCCUUUCAGUUUGCCUCAUAUGCCAAAUGAAUUACUAGUUGAAUUCAUUUAUUUCAUACACCCUACUUUCGAUGUCCACUCAAUGUGUAGAAUUUUUCUAUGCCUAUAUAAUAUAGAAAAAUUAUUUUUUGUUCUGUAAAUUCUGAUUUUUUAACUGUUACAAUUUGUAUAUUUGUUACAUAAAUUCUUAAUGGUUUUUUGCUAUAAGAUUGUAUUGAAAGUUUUUGACUUUUUGUAAAAAAUGUACUUUUUAACUUCCACAAAUAUUUAUAGCCGAAGUUACAAAAACUGAAAAACAAAUAUCAUAGAACUAUCUAUGAUUUAAAUCUACAUUAACUAGUAUAAUCAUAAAAAAUGUGUCUAUUAAUAAAAACUUAAAAUAAAUUCUAAAAUACUAGGUUUGGAUCAUACUGCACAUUAUACAUUAAUAUAUAUAAUAAAUAAGUUAUGUAAAAAGGGAACUUAAAUAAGUAAUUUCUCAAUUACAUUUCAUUAAUAUAAAUGAAUUAUUUAACUGGUACAUAAACUUCUGGUGGGUAUUGAAUACCCAAUAUUUUGCUGCAAGCUCCGAAUGCCGACAUUUUCUUUGCAGCUUUCUUGUUGGAAC